This is a messenger RNA of Nothobranchius furzeri (turquoise killifish), 2473 nucleotides long. RefSeq names its product lebercilin LCA5 (gene lca5). Gene Ontology annotation, biological process: intraciliary transport. The record is from RefSeq and is a predicted model, not a curated record. NCBI's taxonomy places the organism in Eukaryota, Metazoa, Chordata, Actinopteri, Cyprinodontiformes, Nothobranchiidae. Gene Ontology annotation, cellular component: axoneme.
AGAGAUAUUGCAACCCAUACGUGCUGCGGUUGCCAUGGCACGGCGUCGCGAGCUACACCGAAGCAGCCUGGAUUAAAAGAUAAAGCAAACCUGAUUGAGGUGACAACAUGGAUGCUGGAAAAAAAGACGAUCCAAUCGAAGACAACCGGGAUCUGAGUCGUCAUUCCCAUCGAAGCACAAGGGAAGAGUCUCGAACGUCGUUCGUCAGGAAGCACAAAAGGAAUUCUCAGGAUAAAGAUCACAAAAAUGAAGGCGGUGUCAGGAGCAGAUCUAAAACACGAACGUGGGGUUCAGAUCCAGAUCGGGACAGAAUGUCAGAUGGAGAGGGAAGAAGUGAUGGGUCAUUUUACUCAGACGAUUAUGAGAACGUCACACCAUCAGAGCGCUCCCUUUCACCAUUCCCCCGCUCUCGGACUCCAUCCCCCACUUCUAAAAGAGGGCUGCGGGCAAAGCCGAUGUCCAGAAACUCUUUCCACAAAACUGCAGGUGGUGCAUGGCGCAGGGGUGUGUCUCGACCACAGCGACCUGGGGGCCUGGCCCAACAGCAUCACAGGGGGCCCCGAUCCCACAGCAAGGAUUCAACUCCACCUAAAGAUCUGGACUUGGUGACCAAGAAGAUGCUCUCCGCCCGCCUCCUGAAGAUCAACGAGCUGCGUAACGCUCUCGCUGAGAUGCAGCAGCGCACAGAUGAACUGCAGAAGGAGAACCGCAUCCUCAAACAACUUCAGGUGCGUCAGGAGAAAGCGCUGCGGCAUUACGACGACACAGAGAGUGAGAUCUCCCAGCUUCUGUCACGUCACUCCAACGAGAUCCACGUGCUGCGUGAGAGACUCCGGCGCACGCAGGAGCGAGAAAGGGCGGCGGAGCGCCGGUCCAAGGACACCCAGGAGCAGCUGCAGAGGAGCCACGUGACCAUCACGCGACUAAAGAAGUUGAUCGACCAGCGAGAGUUAGGAGCCAGAGACGAACUGAGCCGCAAGCUGGAGGAGGAGAAGACACGAGCCCAAGAGGCGGAGCGCAAAAUUAAGGAACUGGAGCGCAGCAUCGAGGUGAGCAACAGCAGCCAUCAGAGGCAGCUGGUUUCAGAGAGGAAGAAGACGAUCGGCGCUCUGGAGGAGAUCAAGAAUCUGCAGGAGGAGACGGAACGGCUGACGAGUAAACUCAAGGAGAAAGAAAGAGAACUAGAUGCCAGGAAUAUUUACGCCAACCGCAUGAUGAAGCCCUCGUUACGAAGGGAGGCCGACGGUGGCACGAGGCAGAAAGGCCCCAGCAGGAACAGCACCAAGGCGGUACAGACCGAAGACAGAGCUUCCAGUCUGGAUUUCCCCACGCCCCCCCCUGGCAUCAGCGAGGCUCAUGAGCUCAGCGAGCAGGCGCCUAAUGAGUACCUGUCUCUAAAGCACCUCGAUAGAGUCAGCCCACAGGUGGAGGUGCAGAAGAGCGUGGAUGAAGUCAGGAAAAAGAAGGAUGUGGAGAAGGAGCUGGUGAAGCAAAGAGAGCAGAAACAGCGACUGGGUCCGGAUCUGAAUGUGCUUAACGAGAAGGCCAUCAGACCAAGUGAUGGUUUGGAGAAGGAAGAGGAAGUUGGAAGGAAAACAAGUUCCCUUUUUAACCAGACUCAAGAGGAGAACUACUGGAAACGAGGUCAUGUCCAGGAGGAGGUGAUGAGGUGGAACCAAGAGUCUCUGUCCAAUCAGCAAGCAGCACAGGAAGCAUGUCAGAAAAAAGAGACGCGAGAAACAGACCGUCUGAACAAUGGACCCCUCUCCGAGUCCACGAGGAUUCCUGGUGACUUCCAUCCUCCUGAGCAGAAGAACCGAAACACUUUGAUGGAGUUAGAGGAGAAGGGUGGUGUUCCUGUUGGGAUUAGAGACAGAAGGAGACGACCCGGUGUUGACAGCGGCAGUGUGACGGCGGGAAUCGGAAGGAGAGUGCUGCAGUCCCAAACCUCCAGUGAUGAGCUGGCGUUUGGAGGCUACGCGCCUUCGUUUGGGCAUUCCACCUCUCGAGCUUCCUCUGGCUUCCCUGCACCUCCACCCAAAGAGGACGGAGACGCAGGACUGUUUUAUUUCAGUGGAGCAGAGAAGGAGAAGAAAGUGGAGAGGGACAAGAAGGCAAGCCUCUUGCAGCAACUCUUUGGUGCACAGGCCAUGCUGACAGACGACGACCUUAGAACUUGUAACAGAAUGGAGGUCCUUAACAGCCCUCCGGCUCCCAGCGGAGAGCGUUCAAGAUGGGAUGGACUCCUCAGCUUCAGCUCUGGCUCAUCCGUCCCUCCAGCAUCCUCCAUCAACACCCUGCAGGUAGCAGAAAGCAGACCGGCUGUCCGAGCCAUCACAUCGUUUGAUGAUGACAUCGAGGAGCUGGCUUUAUAAAGGAAAGAGUCAAAACAAUAUGGCUUCUGCUGGAGGAGGGACCAACGACAUGAUGCUAUUAGUUAAAUAAACAGAAUUAUUGUCAUUUUGCACACUGA